Durio zibethinus is the source of this 850-nucleotide messenger RNA. RefSeq names its product small ribosomal subunit protein uS9. The record is from RefSeq and is a predicted model, not a curated record. Gene Ontology annotation, cellular component: ribosome; cytosolic small ribosomal subunit. Gene Ontology annotation, molecular function: RNA binding; structural constituent of ribosome. Lineage: Eukaryota; Viridiplantae; Streptophyta; Magnoliopsida; Malvales; Malvaceae. Gene Ontology annotation, biological process: maturation of SSU-rRNA from tricistronic rRNA transcript (SSU-rRNA, 5.8S rRNA, LSU-rRNA); translation.
UCUUGACACUCCGUCAUUUUCCCUUCGCUAGGGUUUUCACUUUAGGCAAAGAGCGAACGCCUUAUUUUUGCGAAACAUGGCGGAAAGAGCACCGAUCGAAUCCGUACAAUGUUUCGGUCGCAAGAAGACAGCGGUGGCCGUGACCUACUGCAAGAGAGGCCGUGGUUUGAUCAAGAUCAACGGCUGUCCCAUCGAGCUUGUUGAGCCCGAGAUCCUCCGUUUCAAGGCCGUUGAGCCAAUCCUCCUCCUCGGUCGCCAACGUUUCGCUGGUGUUGACAUGAGGAUCCGAGUGAAAGGCGGAGGCCACACAUCUCAGAUCUACGCUAUCCGUCAAAGCAUCGCUAAAGCCCUGGUCACUUUUUACCAGAAGUACGUUGAUGAGCAAAGCAAGAAGGAGAUUAAGGACAUUUUGGUCAGGUACGAUAGGACUUUGCUGGUGGCCGAUCCAAGGAGGUGCGAGCCCAAGAAGUUCGGUGGAAGAGGUGCUAGGGCAAGGUUCCAGAAGAGUUACCGUUGAAGAAAUUUCAUGGUUUGUUUGGAAAAACUGGGUUUUGUUGCAUUUCAAGAGAUAAUAUGGUUAUGUUCAUUUUGAAUUAAUUUUUGUUAUGUGGGUUAAAAUUAGCUAUGACUGAGUUUCGGAACUUUAAAUGUUAAUUUUGCUUUAAUGUUUGCGUUAAUCUAUAGAUAUUCGCCUAAGUUAUUGUGGUUUUUAUUCAUAUUUUCCUUCUGCUUUUCGCUUUUCGUUUGUCUCUUGGAUGAUUACUUAGAAUUCUCUUGAAGUAGUUUAGUUUAGCUUUGCUUCGAUCAUGGUUUAUUGUUUUAGUAUAAUGUUAACUUUUAGAUGCUCUCA